AUGGCUCGUCAUCGCAAAGUUGCCAAGUCCUCCUCCGACUCUUCCCUAGCGCCCAAGACUCGUGCCCACAAGAAGGCUAGUCCUGUGACCGAACCAGGUGUAAAGUGUGAAGCUUCUGGUUCCACAGAUGUCAAGAAGAAUUCAGAAGCAACUGAGAAGCCUGAAAAGACGAUUAAGAGGAAGAUCUCACUCAAAACCACAAUCUCACCUCCAGCAAAGCGCCAGAAGACAACUGUUAUCAAGCCGACCGAGAAUGAUACCAAGCCUAUUGCUACCAAUCCAAGCACUCCCAAGAAGAAGCCAGGAGCAAUUCCACAAGAGUCUUUUAAGCCCCAAUUCCGCACCUUUCCCGAGACUCCGAAGAAGCCUAGCAAGAUCAAAGACGACGCGAUGCACAAGAUGGAUGACUCUGACUCCGACCUUGAGCCCCAGUCUAUGGCUGUCCACAGUAGCAGUUCUCGACGACUCAAGGCUGAGAUUGCGAAGCUCAAGUCUCAGAUCAAGAAACCCAGAGAUUCGGCGCCCAGUAUCUUCACCAGCACGGUCUACAAAGACAAAGAUGAGAAGAAAAACAAAUGUGGUCUAGACAAUCGCAAAAUCAGCCAGGUCUCUGAGGGCCACAUUCUUGUUGCUGAAGCAGAUUACUCAGUCCUGAUGCGCCGCACAGUUACUGUCAACAAAAUGGUCCUUACUUUCAUGGAGUCUACUAGCGGUGUUGAAGACUCAAACAUUGACAAGAACCCUGCUCUGACCUACCUUUUGGCUGAAGCUCAUUCUCUGUCCUUUGGGGUUCAGUCUCUCACUAACGCAAUCACCCAGCUGCCUGUCGCAGAGAAAGACAGUGCUGCAGACAUUAAGAAGGUUGUUGAGGACACUGGAGGCGCUGUGGUCUCUGAGCAGCUUCCAGCCGAAAAGCUUGGAGAUGGCGAAGAGGACAUUGGAACUGACCUGCCUACUCCCACCAAGAGAGUUGUCAUUAAAGUCAGCAAAUAG
This is a messenger RNA of Colletotrichum graminicola M1.001, 993 nucleotides long. RefSeq lists its product as uncharacterized. The transcript has a single exon. Bases 1 to 993 code for a protein of 330 amino acids. NCBI's taxonomy places the organism in Eukaryota, Fungi, Ascomycota, Sordariomycetes, Glomerellales, Glomerellaceae. The record is from RefSeq and is a predicted model, not a curated record.